GUUUAUCCAGUUGACAGUUUGUGGAAAAUCGUCACGGUGCUCGCAUCAAACGGGAAUCGAACGCGGAAAACUGCGAGAAAAGCGAGGAAAAACGGGUGCAGAGACUGAUUGGGAAAUAUGUGCGCCUGAGUUUUCCCGGCCAGAAGGCAAAGUGCCAAAUGUUCUGAAAAAUAAUUCCUGUAAUAAUCAACGGGAUUAACAUCGACGCGCCACGAAUAAAAUUUCAAAUGCAACAAGAAAAGUGAACAGCAAAAAGUGUAGCCGAAAUUAAAUUGUUUUUCCAGUGCCAAAAAAAAAUAUAUAAAUCGGGAAAGAGCCAAAAACUGUUUAAACUCUUGUUGCGAUUUUAAUUGGUAGAAAUCUCUAAUCUAAAGAUGGCCAACAGCCGGAGCAACUUCCUGACAAUCGGAUUACUUUUGACCCUGAUCGCCAGCGGUCAGGCUCAUCUAAACAUUUUCCUCAAUUUGCACGAGGUGUUGCGAUUAAUUGGAGUCUCAGCUGAACUCUACUACGUGCGUGAGGGUGCCAUUAACGACUAUGCCUUGAACUUUGCCGUUCCUGUGCCGGCUAACAUUAGCGACGUGACCUUUACAUGGCAAUCGCUGGUGGAUCACCCGUUGCCCUACAGCAUCAAUAUCGCCACUUCGGAUACAGAGGUCUUGCCCAGACCAAUCUUAAAUAUAUCUCGUAUCGGGGAUGUGCCCAUGGAACCGCAGACAUGGGGCAUUGCCCUGAAGUGCUCCGGGACCAGGAAUGCCGAAGUUACGGUCACCAUUAACGUGGAGGUGAUCCUAGAUCGAGCGACCAACAACAACACGAAUCUGAUCUUUAAGAGGAAAAAGAUUUGCUUAAGGGAAGAGCAGGAUAGUGCUCAUGAGGAGUAUGAUGACGAUGAUGUGGAUUUGUUGCAAACUGCAAGAAAGGGACAUGGUAGCGAUAUUCACUAUGUGGAUCGUAAUGAUGAUCAUUUGGUUGCCAAUGGACACCUGUCGCCAGAGAAGGAGAAGCGUCCUAUUGUCACAGAGUCCCCAAUCGGACGAGGAAAUUCCGGAGGAUCUAAAAGGGACUUUGAUCCUAUGUUAAGGGAAAACCUUGUUCCUCCAGCUAGUGGCUUGGUUACUCUUAUAGUCGGUGGUAUUCUGGCUCUGGUCCUGGUCUCCACCCUCAUACUGAUAGCCUACUGUGCCAAGGGUCCCUCUAAGCGACAUCCAUCGAACGGAGUGCAUUUAAUUAAGACCUCCAGCUUCCAGAGACUGCCCACCAUUUCGUCGACUGCCCACAAUUCCAUAUAUGUUUGCCCAUCGACCAUCACACCCACAUAUGCCACACUGACGCGGCCCUUUCGCGAAUAUGAGCAUGAGCCUGAGGAGUUCAACCGCCGUCUCCAAGAGCUGACAGUCCAAAAGUGCCGCGUCCGUCUCUCCUGUCUCGUCCAGGAGGGUAACUUUGGGCGAAUCUAUCGCGGUACUUAUAACGACUGCCAGGAGGUAUUGGUCAAGACUGUGGCUCAGCACGCCAGCCAGUUGCAAGUGAAUCUGCUGCUGCAGGAGUCCAUGAUGCUGUACGAAGCCUCGCAUCCGAAUAUCCUAUCCGUUUUGGGCAUUUCCAUUGAGGACUAUGCCACGCCCUUUGUGCUCUAUGCCGCCACCGGAAGUGUCAGGAAUUUGAAGAGCUUCCUGCAGGAUCCGUCGUAUGCCAGAAGUGUAACCACAAUCCAGACAGUGUUAAUGGGUUCUCAACUGGCCAUGGCCAUGGAGCAUCUGCACAACCACGGUGUGAUUCACAAGGACAUAGCAGCCAGAAACUGUGUAAUUGAUGAUCAGCUGCGUGUUAAACUCACAGAUAGUGCUCUUAGUCGUGAUCUCUUCCCUGGUGACUAUAACUCUCUGGGUGAUGGCGAGUACCGACCCAUUAAGUGGCUCUCCUUGGAGGCACUACAAAAGUCGCAUUACAACGAAGGCAGUGAUGUUUGGUCCUUCGGCGUUCUUAUGUGGGAAAUGUGCACUUUGGGUAAACUGCCUUACGCCGAGAUCGAUCCCUAUGAGAUGGAGCAUUAUCUGAAGGAUGGCUAUAGAUUAGCUCAGCCUUUCAACUGCCCUGACGAGCUCUUUACCAUUAUGGCUUAUUGCUGGGCCUCCAUGCCGGCCGAACGGCCCUCGUUCAGCCAGCUGCAGAUCUGUCUAUCAGAGUUCCACACCCAGAUUACCAGAUAUGUUUAACCAGCGGUGCUGAAGCAUGCCAAGACCUGUAAAUAUAACAAGAGGCGACGUCGCAAGAUUUUCCAGCAGACCACGUCGUCCACUCUGUUCCCAAAGACAUAUUAAAUGGUAGCUAUUGGGAUUAUUAGGAUAUCCCCAGGAGUAUAUGAAUGACUUAUGAGAAAACAUGGAUAGGAUCGUAAGAGGGUGAAACGGCCUGAAAACUUCUAACCACAUAACUUUUAGUUAUAUAUAUUUAGAUCGUAAGGACAUGUGACAUUUCAAUGCAAGAAUUAGGAUUAUAAAAAUAACAAAAAAAAACCCCUGUUAAGACACAAACACACGUUCUCUCGCUAAGAUGAGCUAAAGCCCAGUAAAAUUGUAUCCUAAGAACACCCCUGAAGACUCCAACAUAAAAUAAAGAGAAAUAGCAAAAAUAUUGAUAUAUACUAAUCUUAGCUAAAGCAGAUCCAUUAAAAUCAGAAUCCCUCAAGAAAAAAAAAA
Molecule: messenger RNA, 2702 nt
Organism: Drosophila eugracilis
Lineage: Eukaryota; Metazoa; Arthropoda; Insecta; Diptera; Drosophilidae
Gene: drl
Product: tyrosine-protein kinase Drl
Exons: 4
Coding region: 375-2219 (614 amino acids)
Biological process (GO): axonogenesis; protein phosphorylation; cell surface receptor protein tyrosine kinase signaling pathway
Cellular component (GO): signaling receptor complex
Molecular function (GO): protein kinase activity; ATP binding
Source: RefSeq, a predicted model, not a curated record